This is a messenger RNA of Limulus polyphemus (Atlantic horseshoe crab), 1726 nucleotides long. Its product is annotated as cytochrome P450 3A11-like. Lineage: Eukaryota; Metazoa; Arthropoda; Merostomata; Xiphosura; Limulidae. Bases 25 to 1623 code for a protein of 532 amino acids. Gene Ontology annotation, molecular function: oxidoreductase activity, acting on paired donors, with incorporation or reduction of molecular oxygen; heme binding; iron ion binding. The transcript has 14 exons. The record is from RefSeq and is a predicted model, not a curated record.
UUAAGUCUGAAGUAAAAAGCAGACAUGUUGUUACCGGUCAUUACAGUUCUAGCGUUACUGGUGGUGACGUGGUUCAGGUGGCGACAGAAGAAGUUAUCUUUCUUUCAAGACCUUGGCAUCCCAGGACCAAAACCAAGCUUUUUCUUUGGAAACCUGAGAGAGUUUCAAACAAAAGGUGCUAUUAAGUGUCAAGAAGAAUGGAUAAAAAAAUAUGGAAAAAUUUGUGGAUUCUAUUAUGGACGUUUACCGAUCACUAUCGUAGCGGAUUUGGACCUCUUGAAACAAAUACAAAUUAAAGAUUUCCAAAAGUUUACGGGUAGACCGAUGUUCAUCCCUGGAGGUACGCAGCCAUCUACCGAGUUCAGCUCACAAUUGACUUUACAACGGGGAGAGCACUGGAAGGAAGUUCGCAGUCUCCUCACCCCAACAUUCAGUUCCAGUAAGAUGAGACAAAUGACACCAAUCAUGCAGAAAGCUAUUGGGAUCCUUAUGGAAAAAAUUGACGAAAAAGCCCAAACAGAAGAGGACUUCGAUAUAUACGAGAUGUACCAAGAAUUGACAACUGAUGUCAUUGGUCAAACCGCUUUUGGAAUCCAGACAAAUGUCCAGCAGAAUCCAGAAGAUCCCUUUCUAACCAAUUGCAGAGCUAUUUUCAACAUUCAGACUUCCGAGUUUCUCAUCUUUUUGUUAAUGUGCUUUCCUGAGCUUUACAACAUCCUUUAUCCAAUUCGAAAACUGGUGGAUGUCAUAUGGCAUCAAAUAUUCUCAACUCCAGGAAGAUCCUUAAUCGAAGGAGUUACGAAAGUGAUAGAAGAGAGACGAAAAAAUCCAGCGCUUCGAAGAGCUGAUCUUCUUCAGAUGAUGUUGGAUGCUCGAAUGGCAAGAGAAGACAUUCAAAAUGUGACUGCAAAACAGCUGACCGCUGGUGAAGACGAGCCAACAGAAGAUGUUUCUAAAGAUAAAAAAUACGGCAAGAAGCAGAUGAAGUUUGUCACAGAUACGGAAAUUAAAGCAAAUUCUAUCCUUUUCUUACUUGCCGGUUAUGAAACAACAAGUACAGCCCUCGGUUUCACAACCCAUAUACUGGUAAACCGACAAGAUGUCCAGGAAAGGAUUCGAGAAGAAAUAAACGAUGUCUUAGGGCAAGAUGGUGUCCUAGAUUACAACACAGUAAACGAACUUCGUUAUUUAGACCAAGUUUUCUCGGAAUCUCUGCGAGUGUACCCGCCAGUUAUCACGUUCAUUAACAGAGUUGCUGACGAGGAUUGCCAGCUUGGUGAUUUUAAAAUUCCCAAGGACACUGCUAUACAGGUCCCUGUUUGGCAACUCCAUCACGAUCCAGAGAUCUGGUCUGAGCCAUACGAGUUUAAGCCUGAGAGAUUUCUCCCCGAAAAUAAGAAGGAUAUCCACCCCAUGGCCUACCAACCAUUUGGAUCUGGACCACGAAACUGUAUUGGCAUGAGAAUGGCGCAGUUGGAGGCCAAACUAGCUUUGGCCAGAAUCUUACGCUCUUACAAACUAGUUCCUUCUGAGAAGACGGAAAUCGGAGAAAUCCAAUAUAACGUCAAGUUCUUAACCAUUGGUCCAGUACAUGGCAUUCACGUGAAAGUAGUUCCUGUCUAGUGGUGGCCUCUAGUGGAAUGAAAUAUUCAAAUAUAUAAGAAAUCUUGAAUUACUUACGUAAAUGUAUCAGUUGAGAUUAAACACAUUUAUAUUAUCAACUCUA